AUGCAGCGUACGAUCAGCGAUGGGGAUAAGAAAGAAUUUCCUGAUUCUGGAGGAGAACGUGGAACGGUAGCACCAGGAAGGACUGGGUUGCAAGAGUUAUCGAGGCUGCCAAAACGGGAAAGGACUAAGAUGACGACCUGUACUUAUAACGCACGUACGCUUGCAUCGGAAGCGGCCAUCGAAGAUCUGAUGAUGCAAGCCAGGAAGAUCAAAAACGACGUCAUCGGGCUGACCGAGACCUCACGACGUCACCCACUCAACGCGGUAUAUGAAACUGGAGAAGAACUGUUCUUAGAGACAUGCGACAGUAGAGAAGUUGGUUGA
Molecule: messenger RNA, 324 nt
Organism: Necator americanus (New World hookworm)
Lineage: Eukaryota; Metazoa; Nematoda; Chromadorea; Rhabditida; Ancylostomatidae
Exons: 2
Coding region: 1-324 (107 amino acids)
Source: RefSeq, a predicted model, not a curated record